This is a messenger RNA of Lepisosteus oculatus (spotted gar), 1350 nucleotides long. NCBI's taxonomy places the organism in Eukaryota, Metazoa, Chordata, Actinopteri, Semionotiformes, Lepisosteidae. The record is from RefSeq and is a predicted model, not a curated record.
CCGCCUUUCCCGGAUAUUACGUAAGCAAUCCACCGGACGCAGCUGUUGUUCAACAAACAUGGCGUCGGUUACAACAGCUACAUCCGAGUGGAUUCAGUUCUUCAAAGACGCAGGAAUCCCCCCAGGCCUGGCGGUGAACUAUGCCGUCUCCUUUGUGGAUAACAGGGAUAUGUGCAAAUUGGCCACUGAAGCAAUAUCGUCGGGCCAGACGAGUGUCCAGGCUGAGCUGCGGAGAACAGCCAACACCCCUGCCACACGCAUGAUCGCCAACAGCCUGAGCCGCGAGUCCCCCCCUGGCACCCCCGUGCGCCGGCCCGACAACCGCCAACUGUCUGUCACCGUGUCCAACAAGCAGGCGGCGAAGAGCACCAAAGCAGUGCUGUCCCGUCCGGCCGAUGAAGGCCCAGCUGUUGCCGUGAAGAGGCGCCGUGUCACCGCGGAGAUGGAGGGGAAAUACAUCAUCAACAUGCCCAAGGGUACCACGCCCCGCACCAGGAAGAUCCUGGAGGAGCAGGCGGAGAGAGAGAAACGUCUUCUUCGCACUUCGGUCUUCGAGCGGCUCGGAGCGGAGUCGAAAGCAGACACCACCACAGGCAGCAAGGUAAGGCUGGAGCUGAACGGGACACCGGCCACUGUGUCCAGAGCAUCGCAGCCCUGCGGACAAGAGAACAGGCUCUUUAAGCAACGUGACAGCCGCGUCACCAGCACCAAGAGCAAAGGCUUCACCGUCACCAUCAACCGGGCAGCCAGCAGCGCCAAGGUGAGCAGCAGCACGGGGGAGUGCCAGGGGGCACAGAUGGACAAUGCUGGCACUGUCAGCGUCUUCAAGAGGCUGGGCACCAAGAAAACCUAACCCCCCCCCCCGACCCCCUGUCCGGCAGCGCUGCAGGUUCCGGUCUGUUGUGAACGAGCGCCAGUUGUUUGUGUGGUUUUUAACAAAAAAAAAAAGAUCCGAUCAAGGACUUGGACCUUCAUCUUAAUCCCGGCCGCUGCGAUGCGCGCACACCUCGGGGGGCUUCGGGGUGACUCCGGCAUCGGCACCCCAUCCCACGCCAGUCGGAGACGGGGGGUCUGUAGACCCGGGGAACAUCCGUCUGCAUGUGUGACUGGCUUGCGGGGCCAGGAGAGGCCUGUGCCGUCGGGGGUGGGCCGAUCAGCCCUCAGCAGGCAGACGGGGCCGAUCAGUAUUCUGUACAGCCCAGAGCAGCGGAGCGUCGGUGCGAAGCAGUGUUUGGGUUCUUGGGUAAACUCCAGUUUUUAUUGUAAACAAUAAGACAUGGUCUUUUUUUUUUUUUAAGUGUCAAGGUAUCCAGAUUUCUGCCUGUGUUCUUAAAGAAAACCCUUUCUAAG